Fusarium tjaetaba is the source of this 762-nucleotide messenger RNA. RefSeq lists its product as uncharacterized. The record is from RefSeq and is a predicted model, not a curated record. The transcript has a single exon. Lineage: Eukaryota; Fungi; Ascomycota; Sordariomycetes; Hypocreales; Nectriaceae. Bases 1 to 762 code for a protein of 253 amino acids.
AUGUGGACAUCAAUUCUUCUCGCUGUCGCGCCGUAUUUGGCUGAUGCGGCAAAGAGCACUACCAAAUACUCUACUGAAACUGUCUUUUUACCCCAGAGAAAAACUGGAAGUGCGACGAAUAUUUACGCCUCCCUUAUUACAGAAACCGGCUCAAAGACGGAAUAUCUCCUCGCUUGUCAGACAAACUUCGGUACUUCAUACUCCUGCGAUGGAGACUUUCACGGAAUUACCGUGACUUAUGAAGAGUCGAGCAUGAAUCUUGCCGUCAGCUCAACGACAUACGAUUGCUCCCUAGGCUCAGGCUCAGCUGUUUGCGCGACUAUUACUGCUACUCAGACUGAGUCCGUGGAGUCGCGAACUAUUCCUUCGUCGGAGAGUGAACGCUGGAUGACGCCUAUUACUUUUGUUGACCUUAAGAAGAGAAAGACCACGAGUACCAAAUCAACGGCUAAAGCAACGGAGACGGCGAGUAAUAAGCUUUGCAAGAGAAAGACUCCCCAUGGUAGUUCGGACUCUGGGGACAGUGGAAGCAGCGGAAGUAGUGGCAGCGGUAGUGACGACAGCAGUGGUUCUAGCAGCGGUUCCAAGAGCGGUUCUGGAUCUGCUGCCGAUGAUGAUGACGAUAGUGGCAGUUCAUCCGCGAGCCCUACCAAGAAGAAGAAGAACGACGAUGAUGGGUGCUCGGCUGGGUCUAUUGCCUCUUGGAGCUGGGGAGUUAUGGCUGUUGGACUGGGUGGUUUCCUUGGCGUAAACAUGGCAUAA